Anopheles bellator is the source of this 1964-nucleotide messenger RNA. RefSeq names its product neural cell adhesion molecule 2-like. The record is from RefSeq and is a predicted model, not a curated record. Gene Ontology annotation, molecular function: protein binding. The transcript has 7 exons. Lineage: Eukaryota; Metazoa; Arthropoda; Insecta; Diptera; Culicidae. The coding region runs from base 46 to 1524 and encodes 492 amino acids.
UUGUCGGUUCGCAAGUCAAACAUCGACGCGCCCGCGGGUUCGAAAAUGACUGCUUCCCGGAUUACCGUGUCUCCGGUGCACUUUGGAAGCUACUUCCUGGUGUCACUACUGCUGCUGCUCGUCACUGCGGUGGUGGACACCGUUAAUGGAAACCAGCAAAUCAGCAGCAGCAGCCCCAAGUCGACGACGGGCAGCGGCGGCGGGACCCUGACGAUCAUCCCGGAGGAGGAAAUGGCUCAUUUCGUGAACCAAUCGCGCAUGGCCAGCUGCUGGCACUCGAACCCGGAGCUGAAGCUCAAGUGGCGGAACCCGAAAAACGCCGUCAUCGAGGAAACGCGCGGCCGGGUGCACAUCGAGAACAAGGGCAGCUCGCUGACGCUGAUAUUCGAGAAGAUCGAACGCACGGACCAGGGCAACUGGACCUGCGAGGUGGACGAUCCGAGCGCCCCGGCCUCCGCGGGCGCCCUUCGGAAGUCCUUUAAAAUGAUCGUCUACGAGCCAAUCUCGUUCCGGGACACGAGCAACGUGCAGACGGCGGUGGAAGAUAAGGACGCGACCAUCCGCUGCGAGGUGAAAGGACAUCCGGAACCGUCCGUGUCGUGGUACUUCAACGGCCAACCGCUGCACUUUGGCCACAACGGCCGGUUCAGCAAGCUGGCCGACGGGAUGUCCAUCAAGAAGGUGCGGCAGAACGACACGGGCGAGUAUACGUGCAAGGCGUUCCAGAUUUCGGCCACCGGGAGCAGCUUCGAGGAGAAGACGAUCCGACUCAACAUCAAGCAUAAACCGUAUCUGCCCAAGUGGAAACCGUCCAUCGUCGACGCCUACGGGUACGUUAGUGGCAUGGUUAAUCUCACGUGUGAGGCGACCGCCGAACCGCCGGCCAACUUCAGCUGGUCGGCCAACAACAAAAAGCUCACCCAGAAGAGCCACAUCAUCUACCAGGGUCAGCACGUUUCGAUGCUGCAGAUCUUUAUAAAAACUAGCAGCACGUUCGGGAAGUACAAGUGCGAGGCCAAGAACGAGCUCGGUUCGGUGUCACAGGAGAUCAUCUUGAAGGAGGGCUCCAAACCGGACCCUCCGAGCCUGUUCCAGCUACGUGGUGUCAACUCGGAUACGCUCGACAUCGACGUGGGAGCGACCAAGUCACAUGACACGCCGCCGGAUCCGACCACCGUCAUCGGCUACCGGUUCGAGCUGAUGCCAACGGAGGAGUACUCCCGGACGCGCUCCUGGGACCAUGCGAGCCGACGUGACUUCGAUGUGGCCGACGGAGCGACCUACCUGCUGGUGCAGCUCAUACCCGACACCAAGUACCUCAUCCGGGUGGCCGCUCGUAACGCGGCCGGUCUCAGCGACUGGACCGAGGUUAAAGAGUUCUCCACGCUGCCACUGCAGCCCCACGGCAUCAGCGGCUCCUCGGCUGGGCCCGCGCUCCUGUGGACGCUGUCCGUGGCCCUCCCGCUCGCUCUCUCGAUCACGCAGCACCACCGGUUUGCGGUGACCGCCGCCACGACUGAAUGAGGAUGUCAAAGCUUCCCGUCCCAUAGCCACACCACCCAUACGCCACUAGGACACUAUUCUGGCCAUUCAUGGUGUGCGAUCUAAUUGAGCCGACCGACGAAGAAAUGCCAGAAAAGAGGAAACAUGAGAACGAAAACGGAUCGCCGAAAAACGCAACUCAGCAGUGCCCGCGCUAGAGGACAGCGCGGGCGGAGCGAUACUCAAAGGUAGGAAUACGAAUCCUCGACGUCGUCUUCUCCCGGACCGUCGGGCCCGCGGUUAGAGACCGAGGCAGGACACACCACAGUAUUCGAAAAUGGUUAUAGAAAAUCAGAGAUUAGUAUUAUGUUGAAGCAAAGAUGCAGAGCCCCCCUCGAGUGCCCCAUACAUAGAGCGAUGGGCCGACCGGAAAGGAUCUUCGUUGAUUGAGCGUUACGUUACGGUUAUAUAGAGAGAGCGAC